UGUUCACUAAACGAGCCAAACCAGGAAGUGAAACCAAAAUGCCAUGAACGCGUUACAGGAAAACCCAGGCCAUCGGCAGUGAAAGCUCUCACUGUGGACUCAGACGAACCACAUGGUUCUUGGGAGAAGUCCAAAGGACAGUAACAGAACAACCCGCCCAAGCCAGUCUAAGACGUUUUCGGACCAUAUUUGCCUCGAGGGGAAUUCAUAAAUAGAGACCGCUUCUUUUGUUUGGGUCCAUUUGGCGAAAACCAACAUCUAAUGCAUCCUUUUACCACACAGUUUCUAUUCAGAACAGAGACCAACUGGGAUGGCUUCAGACGCUUCACCUGGACGCGGACUUUGAAAAACGACAUACCGGAAGUACUGUGUGUAUGCAGUUCAUCGAACACACAUUGAGCCUGUAGACAGCUGCCCGGUUCAACCUCCUCGACCAAACGAUUAUGGAGCUCGCGCAGUGUUGCGACAGCGCACGCGCCGCAUCUCUCCGUUUCCGCUCACCCUCUACACCCGCCCGUAGACGGCAGGUAUCCCAGCAGCAUGCCGUCUGACGUGGAGUACAGCCCAGUGGGAGAGGGGCUGGGGAUGCGGGACUACUGGCUGUAUGUGUGGCUCCGGAGGGCGGCAGUGAUAGCGGCUCAUGUCACCGGCCUUGGCCUGACCCUCCUCAUCUCCCUGCUGUCCAGACCCGGAACCAGUGAGUCUGUUUCUUGGCAUCCAGUUUGCAUGUCCGUGGCAUACUGCCUGUGUAUGACUGAAGGCAUCCUCCUAUUCUCGGCUGAAGGAUCCCCCUUUUGCUUCAAAUCUCGGAAGUGUAAAGUCCGUCUACACUGGUUCUGUCAGGCUCUGGUCCUGAUAGCUGCGGCCACCGGUCUGGGCUUCAUGUUUGCCAGCAAGAACGUGUCAGAGCUCCCCCACCUUGUCACCUGGCACAGUUGGUUGGGCAUCAGCACCUUGGCUGCCACCGCGCUCCAAGCGGCUUGCGGUAUCUGCGUGAUCUUCCCGAAGCUGCUGCCUCUGUCCUCCUCUCCGUUGAAGCUGAAGCUGUACCACGCCACCUGUGGCCUGGUGGUCUACCUGCUGGCCACGGUGACCGUGGUGUCGGCCAUGUUCUCAGACUGGUUCCAGGCCACAGUAAAAGGGUUGGCCUGGUGGGGCUUCCUCCUGCUUCCCCUCUUCCCCGCUCUAGUGGUGAUGAACCAGAUUACUAAUGCCCACCUGCCCCGCAAGAAGCUCACCAGCUAGGAAGCAGAUCCUCUUUGUUCUCUCAGUGGCCAUUUUGGCUCUACAUUGUACUCAGAGGCCCAGACAAGCACAUGGAAGUAAGAGUCCUCCCUAAAGUAGACUUUUCAGAUAAAAUAACUAAGGAGUAUAGCUCGACAUGCUGACACUUAUAACUGCAUAUCAAUUAUCAACAAUUACACACUGAUGUCAGAGGCUGCCAUGCAAGGUGCCACCUGCUCAUCAGAUUCUAAACCAAUCACACACACUCGCACAUUGAUGAGAAAGCAAGACAUUUAGGGUUCCAUAUCUUACAAACUAACCAGAGUUAGUUUUUGUGUUGGCAGCAGGCUGGCGGCUGUGUUUUAGUGAGAAGAGUUACCAUAAUUAUUCCAUUUGAUAAAUUAAUUAAAGUGAUGCAUGUUAAAUUAUGUCAUUCAUUUGAAGAAUUAAUUUUAAGAUACAACAUAUAAACAUCUUAGGCAGUAGUCAUCAAUUGGACAGUAUGCAUUAUUACUAGGUUGUGUGCAUGAUUUUAAAAGAAUUAUACAUCCAGUUCUUCUACUGGCCACCUAGAGCCAGCUCCUAGUGGCCAGUAGAAGAACUGUAGCUUUAAACUUGGACAUCGGCAUCUUAACAAAGACAUUUUCAAAGAAUCAACUGACACUAUGCACAAUAUGUGAAAUACCAAACGUCUUUCAUCUCCAGAGGAAUAUUUGCACUACUUAUGCAGUUACAAAAGUCUCAGUCAGUUUCUAUAGACUGAUUUCUGAAGGGAAAUGCUGUUUAUGUGAGGGCACGGCUUCAGUGAUCAAGCUGCUGUCGAUGAUUAAUACCCAGCCUGUAAAUUCUAUUUAUUUAUUCAUUUAUGAUAUUUUGUGUUGUGUCUGUCUUGGCUGCUCAGAGGUUCUACAUGAAGCAGUUUGGCAUCUUAAGUUCCAUCAAUCAAAAUAUUAUUCAUAUUAAAAGGUGCAAUAUAUGACACUCUGAACAUUAAUGUAGCAGCAAACAACUAUUGGCUAUGUAACGGUAUAGUGGAGUAAUGUCUACCUAAUGCCGUCCUGUCCGACGGUCCUUCCUCAGAGAAACACUGUUAGCGCUGUUUGCUACAAGCUGCCAUGUUGAGAGGCAAUAUACAUGCUCCCUCCCGUAUUAAGGAUAAGAAUGUUUAUUGUCAUUGUAAAAAGAUACAAUAAAAUGGUUGUGGAUGGAGGAAACCGCUCUGGGGCAAAAGCUGUUCCUCAGCCUGUUAUUCUGGGUGUUUCUGCACCUGCUGAACCAAAUGAGGACAGGUAAAGUGGAAGUGUUAACUCGCAGUAAGAAACCAACGAUGGUUGCACUCAAAUAAGUCCACUUGGUUGGAUUUUGCAGGGCAGUCUUCCAUUUUUUUGAGAUAUCACUAGUUCUAGCAUUAUCGUUGGUAUUAGAAAGUGGUUUCCUGAGUCCUCAUAUGAUUAUGAAAAUGCUAGCACUGACAGCAAUAACAAGAUGUAAACUGCAUGUAUCACCUCUGGGUCAUGAGCUACUACUUAUUUGUCUUUGAAGGGCUUGUUUGCUAGCCAUGCUUGUUUUGGUUCCGUUUUUUGUGUUAAUCAAAAGGAAAAAUGUAUCAUGUGUCAUAAAGGACUAACGACUUGUGUUCAGGACGCCCAAUAUCUCUUCAAGAUAGACCUAAAGAUUGUACUUUUCCAUCCAAUUCAGAACUACAGUUACGAGCCAAGGUGAAACGAGUCAAAACCAGCAUCCUUAUAAAUGAACAUCAGAAGACUUCUUCUGAACAUAAGUCAGUCAGUGUGAUAGAAUGAAUAGACUCAGACGAGUAUUAGUGGUGAGCAGAGUUCCAGUCUAGAAACCCACUUCCCCUCUACUUUAACAGAGAAAGCAGACUGACCAAAGGCUGUCUUUCUGAAUUGCGGCACCAGUCACCCCAGUAGACACUCUGGUCCUACUUGUACCUCCGCUAGACCAGGCCUCCUCUUAGAGGAGGUGUGUGAGAUUAGGAAUCAUUUUAAACAUCAAACAUGUACCAAAAAGAACAAGAAAUUAUAAAGAUUGAGUACAUUUUCUUUUCUUCGGGAUAUUUCAGUGAUGAUGAUCCUUUGGCUUAUUAAUCUAGGAAUUAAAUUCAAAUUUCACCAAACUAUGAAUACAAUUCUACCCAUCUCCAACCAUUUGAUACGGUUGUUGGGAUGGCUUCACAGCAUGGGGGCACGUUUUACCUGACGGGCCUAAUAAAAGCCCGGAGCAGGUUUUCCACCAGUCAGCCUGUUCAGGAGAACGCUGUUGAGGCGGAUGAAUGUUUGUCAUUUCUUAAAGCUGCCACACAGAGACCUUUUGGAUGUACUGAACUUCCAGCACCUUGUCUUAUUCACUACUAGGCAGCUUAUGCAAAUAUGAAUCAGACAUAGUAAUAGAUUCAUUACAAAUCACUGGAUGGUAUCUACAGUGUGACUUAAGUACAGUAGCGCACGAGAUGUAGGAUGUGCUGAAUGCUGGGUAAUGGUACGUAACGCCGUCCAGGACUUCUUCCCCAAACUAGGUUUGAUAUUUUUGUUUUCCUUUAUUAAAAUCAGGGUUUCUACUGAUAGAAAGAUGGUUUGUUUUUCUGAACUGCUCUUCCUUGAUGCUUUUGUUUGCCAUUUUCAACAAUCAUGUUUCACUUCAGCUUGGGUGAAAAGCACUGUGUUCUUUUUGAAAUUAGUUUUGUUAACGAAACAGUGGAAAUCAAGUUUCCAGAUUCAGUGUGAAUUGUGUAACUUCUUUACUUUAAAUGUAUUCAGUGUGCUUCUCAGGUCUUUGCUGAGCCCAUUCAGUGUUUAUGAGGCGAUCACAAGGGAAGUUGUAGGGUUGUAUUUGUCUAGUCCUUGUUAGCUGUGAACCUUCUGUAAUAAACAAAUAACUACAAUUAA
Cyclopterus lumpus (lumpfish) is the source of this 4130-nucleotide messenger RNA. RefSeq names its product cytochrome b561 domain-containing protein 1 (gene cyb561d1). Gene Ontology annotation, biological process: respiratory electron transport chain. The record is from RefSeq and is a predicted model, not a curated record. Gene Ontology annotation, molecular function: transmembrane monodehydroascorbate reductase activity. Lineage: Eukaryota; Metazoa; Chordata; Actinopteri; Perciformes; Cyclopteridae. The coding region runs from base 541 to 1245 and encodes 234 amino acids. The transcript is spliced from 3 exons. Gene Ontology annotation, cellular component: membrane.